This is a messenger RNA of Spirodela intermedia, 597 nucleotides long. The record is from the annotation of a GenBank genome assembly. Lineage: Eukaryota; Viridiplantae; Streptophyta; Magnoliopsida; Alismatales; Araceae.
AUGAAAUUUGUGCAGGAAAAUAUUUUUUCGAGAUUUGGAUGUCCUAGAGUGAUUAUUAGUGAUGGAGGAACACAUUUUACAAAUAAAAAUUUCAGAGAACUGUUGAAAAAGAAUGGAGUACAUCAUAGAGUAGCCACUCCAUAUCAUCCCCAAACAAAUGGGCAAGCUGAAGUAGCAAAUAGGGAAAUUCAGAGAAUUUUGAGAAAAAUAGUUAGACCAGAUAGGAAAGAUUGGCCCACGAAAUUACAAGAUGCAUUAUGGGCUUAUAGAACAGCUUAUAAAAAUCCCAUAGGUAUGUCCCCAUUUCGUCUCAUUUUUGGAAAGCCAUGUCAUCUUCUUGUGGAAAUAGAGCAUAAAGCAUUAUGGGCUAUAAAAAAUUUAUGUAUGGAUGAAAAAUCAGCUGGUGGGCAUAGAAUUUUUCAGCUACAUGAACUAGAGGAGUUGAGGAAUGAAGCUUAUGAAAAUCAUAGAAUAUAUAAAGAAAAAACUAAAACUUUUCAUGAUAAAUACAUUAGCAGAAAAAAAUUUAUUGGACAAAAAGUGUGGUUAUAUGAUUCUAGACUGAAAUUAUUCCCAAGAAAAUUAAAAUCAAAAUGA